This is a messenger RNA of Dimorphilus gyrociliatus, 1714 nucleotides long. Lineage: Eukaryota; Metazoa; Annelida; Polychaeta; Dinophilidae. The record is from the annotation of a GenBank genome assembly.
AAUGCCUUAUGAAGAAAGGUCAGGAAAAAUUCUUGAAGAACCCAUCAAUUUGAGGGCAAACUCAUCAAAAUAUAUCAAUAAAAAAGAGAGAGAAAAUAUAAAAGACGAUGAUAGAAAAGACGAAAAAAGAGAAAAGUACGAAGAAGAGAAGAAAUUAAAGUCUUUACAUAAAAAUUAUCACCAGAAGGAGUAUUCUUAUCACGAAACUCACAAUGAAAAUCAUGUAGACCCAAAAUUAUCCCUAGUACAUCGUAAUAGGCUGGGAAAUGAAGCCCUGUUUAAAGGGUCUAAUGAAGAAUUUGGCUUUACAAUAAUCGGAGGGGAUGAUGAUAAUACCCAAGAUUUCCUUCAAGUUAAAUAUAUAGUUCCUGACGGAAUAGCCGAUCGUCAGGGUGAUUUACGUCAAGGAGACGUGAUCUUUAAGGUCAACGACGUUUACGUUUUAGGACGAACUUAUCAGCAAAACAUUGAAAUGAUAAAAAAUCUAGAAGGCAAAGUUAUUUUUGAUAUUUAUAGGGGAUGUCCCUUAAUUUGUUCAGAUAGUCAUCAAUUAGAUGAAAGUUUUGAUGUUUUCCAACCGGAAACAAAUCAUUUCCAGGAUGUUGAAAAAAAUUUGUUUAUUGUUGAAAUAUUAAAGGGACCUGUUGGUUUUGGUUUUACUGUUGGAAAUUCGCCUGCUGGACAAAUUAUCAAACAGAUUUUCGAUAAUGAUAGGUGCAAAGAUUUAAGCGAAGGAGAUAUUUUAAUUGCAGUUGGAGAAAUCAAUGUAAAAGCUUUGCCUCAUUCUGAAGUUGUUACAAUUCUCAAACAGCAACCCAAGGAAAAUUUCACUACUUUUGUUAUUGAAAGGCCUAUGACAUAUGAGAAUGCUAAUAAUAAUAGUAUCCCAUAUGAAGACGCUGCACCCGACUUCAAUCGAAAUAGGGACAACAGCGAAGAAACGAAAUCCAAGACAUUUAAUCCGAGUAUAAUCCCUUCUCCUACAAGAUCCGAUUCUGAGAUGCCCUUCACUGAGUCCGACGCAAACAGGAUAUUCUCAAAGAACGAUACAGAGGAAUGUAAGAAGGGCGAAGGACCGGACAUGGAAGAGGAAGAAACAAUACUCCAACUAUCCAGGGAACAAACAUAUGGAAGAAAAAGAUGCGCCGAGAUUACCGCUUUUCUAAAGAGGACAGAAAAUGGCUUUGGAUUCAGAAUUUCAGGAGGUUCUGAAGAAGGUUCCCAAGUUUCAAUUGGGCAAAUUGUUCCAAACGGAGCUGCCGAUUUAGACCAAAAAUUACAAAGAGGAGAUUUAAUUGUAAGUGUUGAUGGAAUCAACGUAAUCAAUGCUUCACACAGAAGGGUUGUAGAAUUAAUGACUAUAGCUUCAAAGGCCGGUAGAGUGGCACUUGGAGUUCGGAGGCAACUUUUACAAUUACCUAACAACAACUACCACCCUUAUGACGUAACUCUUAUUAAAGGCAACAACGAAAAAAAUUUCGGUUUUAUCAUUUCUUCUAUGGAAGGCCCUGAACCUACAAUCGGUUAUAUCAUGAAAGGGAGUGCAGCCGACAAGGUAAAGGAUUUACAAGUUAAUGAUAGAAUUUUGGCAAUUAAUGGCACUAGGAUUUCAAGUAUGAGUCAUGAUCAAACUAUUCAACUAAUUAGGGAAUCAGGUCAGAUUGUAACAUUAACUAUAUUAAAACCUUUUGGUAAGUUACCACCUGCAAUAUGA